AUGUCUUCAAGUCAGGGUUUCUCGCUGUUUCCCACGACCGUGCCCAAGAUUGCUAUUCCCAGUCCUCACAAAAAGAAUCCUAGCCUGCACAGCAUCAGCAUCGUGGCAUCGCCCCAGAGCACCGUUUCCAACGGCGAAUCAAUCGUUAUCAAGAUGGAGCAGGAGCAGCCUCCCUUACCUCAACUCCCGGCGCACUUGAAUGAGCGAAGAGAUUCGUCGCCUUCGCCAGAAGAUAUUGGACGAGCCAUUACUACCACAUCUCCGAUCGAUGGCAGGACACCUACACAGCCUGUCGCCCCUUCAGCAUCGCUCGCCAAGUAUACGCCCUCCCUGUAUCAAUCUCCUCAGAUGAGCCACUCCUCUCCACAGCCGUCAUUCUCUCUAGGUGCAGGAUCCGCCACGACUCUCGUGCAGGUGCAGACCCAUUCGCAUACGCAGACACAAAUAGCGAUCUCAACCAAGUCUCCCGUCGAGCCUUCACCCAUUGUGCCCAUUCGGUCUAUGUUUCCAAGAUACGAUCCGUCCAUUCAUUUAACAAAGCAGCCUUCCGCGCCUCAACGGCCUGUCCCAGCUCGUUUGUCAUGCCUCCUACCUCCCGGCGCCUUCUCUCGGGAAGACUACCGCAGCAAUCUCUCCUUACCCUUCGCAGCCUCCGCUCAGCGGACAGCUCCAGCAAGCAUCCUCAACUUCCCCUCCGAUGUGCUGAGCGUGAAUGUUGGCCGUCGAAUCUCCACGCAGCGGGAUCUCGAGAAACUUUGGGAGGCUUCGCACGGCACCGAACCGGACUUCGCCAUCAAAACUUUCACGCUCGAAAUGGCACGAACAGAAGAAGCAACAUUCGUAUUCGGCUCCCACCCAUCUUUACCAUUCUACACUCUGCAGACCUAUGACACCAAUGAAAUUGCCGUCACCAAGACCUGCCCCAGAAAAGCGACGUCGACUCGGGACGUCGUUCUGUGCCCUCUUGAGCCUGCCUCUCGGCGACAGCCGCCCAACGACGGCCUUGUGGCAUUCAUCUUUCCCAAACUGGCCGCCAUGUUAGCCAUCCACCAGUCGGCCUCCCUCGCACGGGAAAACAAUCUCGCACCAACCGACCGCGACGAGAUCGAAGCCCAGGCCGUUCGCCGCGCCGCCAAGCAAGAAGCAUGCCAUCUGCGCUUCAACGCUCGAGGCGGGUUCUACGAGCUCGAGCACCCCGCCAUCGGCCGCGGUGCGAUGGGUGGUGAUUUCGCGGCCACCUCGCCCAUGCCCAGCUCUCCGACCACGAUACGCAGUAUAACAGGCAAACCAGUGCUGCAUAUCACCAUUUCGAUGGAAGGUGCCCUGCCCACGAUCCAUGUCAUCGAUCCUAAUGCCGCACGACGCACGCUCGGUCUAACGGGACCAGCGACACCCAUGGCAUCAUCCGCAGGUCAAGGCAUUCGGCGACUCUCCACGCUUCCACAAACGGACGGCAACACGGCGGCAACAGCGACUCCGGACCACCCACCCCUGGCCACGCUGGACUUGACCGUGCAAACACUGUACAUCGACGCCAAUGGACUGCUCGAGCUAAUGCCCUCGUUGUUCAGUAUCGACAGUAUCGUCAGCGCCAUGCUCGCCGUUGCCGUGGCCGAUGCAACCACCAACCCAGCUCUAGGCAGCAUGGAGGUCUGGAAACCUCGGCCGGCGCCGGCAUCAAGUCUCGGCCACGCUCCGAGCAUGAGCAUGGGCAUGCGCACGCCGCGACCGGGAAGCGUCAAGAGCCACGCGGGGAGUAUGUUCUACGCCACGAUAGCAGAGCGUGAAGAAGCAGAGGAAGAAGCCAAGUUGAUGCGCCAGGAUCAUGAAAAUGAUGUGCGCGGCGGCCGCCACACCGGAUCGGGCUCCAAGGGUCGAGCGUGGUUCGGCUGGAAGAAGGGUCAUGUUGAGGAAGUCGACGAGGAGACCAUCACGUCAUGCGGGAAGCGGACGGCAAAGAAGACAGGCAAGAAGGGCAAACCCAAGCAAAUCACCAUGGCCGAGUUUGAUCUGGAGAAACUCGGCCAUUAUCAGUCGGGAGACCGCAAGGGCGAGGAAUUGCCUGUGCUGACGCGCUCGGCCUUGAGUUUCCUCAUCACCGGGCUGAAGUUGCUUGUCUGGUUGAUGACGACGGUCGUGCAGCUUCUGGCUUGGAUCCUGGUGAAUCUCUCGAGGGCCGUGACCAGCGAGAAGUUCUAGGAUCGUCCUAGUAUCCCUCAAAGGGCGCGCGGGGCUUUUCCUUUUUUUUUUUU
Exophiala xenobiotica is the source of this 2252-nucleotide messenger RNA. RefSeq lists its product as uncharacterized. Bases 1 to 2199 code for a protein of 732 amino acids. The transcript is spliced from 2 exons. The record is from RefSeq and is a predicted model, not a curated record. NCBI's taxonomy places the organism in Eukaryota, Fungi, Ascomycota, Eurotiomycetes, Chaetothyriales, Herpotrichiellaceae.